This is a messenger RNA of Hemicordylus capensis (graceful crag lizard), 4184 nucleotides long. It is a transcript of the gene TCF7L2, whose product is annotated as transcription factor 7 like 2. The transcript is spliced from 14 exons. Bases 634 to 2469 code for a protein of 611 amino acids. NCBI's taxonomy places the organism in Eukaryota, Metazoa, Chordata, Lepidosauria, Squamata, Cordylidae. Gene Ontology annotation, cellular component: beta-catenin-TCF complex; catenin-TCF7L2 complex. The record is from RefSeq and is a predicted model, not a curated record. Gene Ontology annotation, biological process: regulation of transcription by RNA polymerase II; canonical Wnt signaling pathway. Gene Ontology annotation, molecular function: DNA-binding transcription factor activity, RNA polymerase II-specific; RNA polymerase II cis-regulatory region sequence-specific DNA binding.
CCCUGUCAAUAAUCCUGGAUCCCAGACUUCUCCGUUCCUCCGGAUUUCGAUCCCCCUUUUUCUAUCUGUCAAUCAGCGCCGCCUUUGAACUGAAAAGCUCUCAGUCUAACUUCAACUCACUCAAAUCCAAGCGGCACAGGCUUCCUAUAUCUGCGGCUUCUAAUCCCCCCCUCCCUUACAGCUGACUUGUUUGGCUUGUUUACUGCAAUUUUUUUUAUAGUUUCCCCUUCCCCCGUUUCUCCCUCCCUCCUUAUAUAAUUUUUAUUAUUAUUAAUUUUUUUGUGUCUGCCCGCGUGUGUCUCUGUGCGCGCUGAUCUGAUUUUCGGAAGAAAAGAGGGAGAGAGAGAGAGAGAGAGAGAGAGAGAAUCCAGAAGAAGGAAAAGAAGAAACCCAAAGUCACUGGUGCAAAAGGAAAGGAGCAGGGACACUGCCCUCCCCUCCUCCUCCUCCCUCUUUUCCCCUCCCCAGGAGGAAAGAAAAGGGAAAAAAUCACGUUAAACUUGGACUCCUUUUUAAAAAUUGCAAACUUCCCCCUUUUCUUUUUUUUUAUCCUUCCCCCUUUCUUUCUUUCCCCCCUUCCCCUCCCUCUUUCUUCUUGCAAAAUUGCUGCUGGUGGGGUAAGCCAGGAGGAAAAUGCCGCAACUCAAUGGCGGUGGAGGGGACGAUUUGGGGGCGAACGAUGAAUUGAUCUCUUUUAAAGACGAAGGGGAGCAAGAAGAGAAGAUCUCGGAGAACUCCUCGGCGGAGAGGGAUUUAGCCGAUGUCAAAUCGUCUCUAGUCAAUGAAUCAGAAACGAAUCAAAACAGCUCCUCAGAUUCGGAGGCGGAGAGGCGGCCUCCGCCUAGGUCCGAAAGUUUCAGAGAUAAAUCCAGAGAAAGUUUAGAGGAAGCAGCGAAAAGGCAAGAUGGAGGGUUGUUUAAGGGCCCACCAUACCCUGGGUAUCCCUUUAUAAUGAUCCCCGACCUGACCGGCCCCUACCUCCCCAAUGGAUCCCUUUCACCCACGGCAAGAACGUACCUCCAGAUGAAAUGGCCACUGCUUGAUGUUCAGGCAGGGAGCCUACAGAGUAGGCAAGCCCUCAAGGAUGCUAGGUCUCCAUCUCCAGCACACAUUGUUUCUAACAAAGUCCCAGUUGUGCAGCACCCACACCAUGUACAUCCGCUUACGCCGCUUAUUACGUACAGCAAUGAGCACUUCACACCAGGCAAUCCUCCUCCACACUUACCAGCCGACGUAGAUCCCAAAACAGGAAUUCCACGGCCUCCGCACCCUCCAGAUAUAUCUCCUUAUUAUCCACUAUCGCCGGGCACUGUAGGGCAAAUCCCCCAUCCGCUAGGAUGGUUAGUACCACAGCAAGGUCAACCAGUCUAUCCAAUCACAACGGGGGGAUUCCGACAUCCCUACCCAACCGCUCUGACUGUCAAUGCUUCCAUGUCAAGCUUUCUCUCCUCUAGGUUCCCUCCACAUAUGGUCCCUCCACAUCAUAGUUUACAUACAACUGGGAUUCCUCAUCCAGCCAUAGUCACCCCAACAGUCAAACAGGAAUCUUCCCAGAACGAUGUCGGCUCACUCCACAGCUCAAAACAUCAGGACUCCAAAAAAGAAGAGGAGAAAAAGAAGCCACACAUAAAGAAACCUCUUAAUGCAUUUAUGUUAUAUAUGAAGGAAAUGAGGGCAAAAGUCGUAGCAGAAUGCACAUUGAAAGAGAGUGCAGCCAUCAAUCAAAUCCUUGGUCGAAGGUGGCAUGCAUUAUCCAGAGAAGAACAAGCUAAAUACUAUGAACUAGCCAGAAAGGAACGACAGCUCCACAUGCAGCUUUACCCCGGCUGGUCCGCACGGGAUAACUAUGUAGGUGGCUAUGGCAAGAAGAAGAAGAGGAAAAGGGACAAGCAGCCAGGAGAGACCAAUGAACACAGCGAAUGUUUCCUAAAUCCUUGCCUUUCACUUCCUCCGAUUACAGACCUGAGCGCUCCUAAGAAAUGCCGAGCGCGCUUUGGCCUUGAUCAACAGAAUAACUGGUGCGGUCCCUGCAGGAGAAAAAAAAAGUGCGUUCGCUACAUACAAGGUGAAGGCAGCUGCGUCAGCCCACCCUCUUCAGAUGGAAGCCUACUAGACUCUCCUCCGUCUUCUCCCAACAUGCUAGCCUCCCCCACAAGAGACUCAAAACCACAGACUGAACAAACCCAACCUCUCUCACUCACAUUGAAACCCGACCCACUGGCACACCUCUCAAUGAUGCCGCCCCCACCGUCCUCCAUAGUUCUGACUGAAAGCUCCACUAGCAAAUCCAGCAGUCUACCUGCUAGUAAUUGUCAGAACGGGGCAUUGGAGCAUCAGUCUGCCACUUUACAGCAGUCAGCACCGUCCUCUUCGUUAGCGCAACCAUCGACGUCCUCCUUGCAUUCCCAUAAUUCUUUGGCUGGGACACAGCCUCAGCCACUGUCACUUGUAACCAAGUCUUUAGAAUAGCUUUAGUCAUUUAUAGCCCACUUCCUGUUUGUGUUGAGAUUUAUCCGUGCCGCCCCCCCCCCGUUUUUGUUUUUAAUUUGUGCCAUAUGGCUACAUUAGUUGAUGUCUAUCGAGUUCAUUGGUCAAUAUUUGACCCAUCGUUAUUUCAAUUUUUUUUAAAAUAUGUAGAUGAGAAAAAAGCCUCAUGAUUCUGCCAAAAUUUUUAUCAACAGCUGUUUAAAGUCUUUGUAGCGUUUAAAAUAUAUAUAUAAAUAUAUAUAUACAUAACUGUUAUGUAGUUCCAAUAGCUUAGUUUCAAAGACUGAUUUUAAAAAUGAAAAAGAAGCAAUUUUGAAGCAGCCCUUGCUGAAGGCGUUGGUUCUUUAUUAUUUGUAUUAAAUACGAGCUUGCGAACCAAUCAUUUUACAUCUGGUUUUUAAAACAUUUUAAGGGCACAAUGAAUGCAGUGCCGCUAAUUUUUUCCCUUUUUUUUUCCUUUGUGUGAUACAACUUUUCUUGUGAUGUUACUUGUUAUUGUUUAAAUGUACAGAAACAAAGGGUUAAGAUGUGUUAAUAUACCUUGUUCCAUGGUGUUAUUCUUUUUUGGGGGAGGGAACGCUACUCAACAAUUAAAAAGUAUCACAACGCUAUUGGACCAGUAGUAUUUAUUGCUUUAGAGAUUGCUUGUUGUACCUGUACGUUGUCCCCUUUUUAAAUUGUUUCCUUUUUUUUCUUGAAACAUUGUAUAAAGUUUUAUUUUUCCUUAGUGUAAGCAUCAUAUAUAUAACAACUCAUUUGUACAAGGUUUUUAAGUUUAUAUAUAAAUGUGUAUAUAUAUAUUUUUGUUGGCUUCUUUUGUUGUUUUAAUUUCUUAAUUUUUUUUUCCUGUCAUACAGUUGCCACCAAAUGGACAUUUGCAGAUGGAUCACUAGUGUAAAAAAAAAAAAUGCUUUGAAAGCCAUUACAUGAAAUAAGACUUGAAAAUUUAGCACGAGACUUUUUAGCCAUGCUGUUCAAAAGGCAGCAAUGUCUCUCAUUCAGAACUGCAGAUGACUUCCCUGCCACUUGUAGGCUGUGAGCAAAACUUUUUAUGUGCCAAAAUUCUCAGUGACUUUUUCUCUUUUACCCAACAACUUUUUUAUGCUGUAUUUUUUUUGUUCAUCCUGUUUUGCUGUGAUGUUACAUAGGUAGAUAUGUAUGUAGUUUUUAAUGUCACCUAUUACAGACGUGUUUGGUAGCAGAUUGUCCAGAAAGCAUUUAAAAAUGAAGAGGUAUAAACCCUAAAGGGCCAAAUUCUGUAUACUAGAUUAUUCAUAAAAGGAAAAAUCAGACUGCCACUUUAUGUACACUUACUACAUACAGGUAGGUAGCAACUUUAAAAAAAAUCCUAGGCAUGUUGAUGUUGCAAAUUUUUUUUAAUAAAAAAGAUAAAUGCUGUAUAAAGCUGAAAAAAAUGAUCAUCUGUUCAUCCAGUGCCAUUGUAGUUGACAUGAAGCGAUUGUAAAACUGUCUCCAGUUUUCUUCUCUGGUUUAUUAAGAUGCUAACUAUGACAUUUUUUUGUGAAUCCUUUGAAUGUUUCCUAACAGUUGUGAUGUUACUGUUCCGUUUUAUUGCUCUUAUUCAGAUUUUUCAUUUCUAAUGGUUUGGAAGCCAUUUUUGUAAUGAAUAAAUGUCCAUGCUGUACAGUAUCUGUAGCAUGCGGUUCUGGAUUAAUAAAAGCAACUUAGUAUGUGCA